ACUUGACCCAUUCACCACCAAAAAAAAAAAAAAAACUAAAAAUGGGUAUUUGCAGUUCUUGCGAUUCAAAUCAUGCAGCCACAGCCAAGCUGAUCCUCCAAAAUGGAAGAUUACAAGAGUUUCCUUACCCUGUCAAGGUUUCUUAUGUUUUACAAGGGAAUCCCACGUGUUUUAUUUGCAACUCCGAUGAAAUGGACUUCGACGAUGUCGUAUCAGCGGUUGAAGAAGAUGAGGAGCUUCAGCCCGGUCAACUUUACUUUGCUUUGCCCUUGAGUUGGCUUAAACAUCCUCUACAACCUCAACAAAUGGGUGCAUUGGCUGUUAAAGCUAGCUCUGCUUUAAUGAAAAGUAAUAGUGGUAGUGAAAAAUGUGGGUGCAGAUGUAAGUCUGUUACUCCUUUUCCGGUUCCAGAGGAGGUUGCCUCCGUCGGCGGUGGCGAGAAGAGAGGGAGAGGAGGGAGGAGAAAGUUUAAGGCUAUAUUGAGUGACAUUCCGGAAUAGAUAGGGUUAUUUUGGCAAAAGAAGAGUGGUAUAUUUGUAAGUAAGUAAUGAUGUUGAGGGCUUGUUAGUCUAAUCAAUGGUAGAAAUGAGAGGUGGUCGACCGUCUUCUGGAUGUGUAUAACCUUCAAACUUAAAAUUCUAAUCUCCCUUUACAUUA
This is a messenger RNA of Gossypium raimondii (Peruvian cotton), 657 nucleotides long. RefSeq lists its product as uncharacterized. Lineage: Eukaryota; Viridiplantae; Streptophyta; Magnoliopsida; Malvales; Malvaceae. The record is from RefSeq and is a predicted model, not a curated record. The transcript has a single exon. Bases 42 to 500 code for a protein of 152 amino acids.